Molecule: messenger RNA, 2590 nt
Organism: Acanthopagrus latus (yellowfin seabream)
Lineage: Eukaryota; Metazoa; Chordata; Actinopteri; Spariformes; Sparidae
Gene: sack1d
Product: family with sequence similarity 83 member D
Exons: 4
Coding region: 550-2205 (551 amino acids)
Biological process (GO): protein localization to mitotic spindle; regulation of ERK1 and ERK2 cascade; positive regulation of cell cycle G1/S phase transition
Cellular component (GO): mitotic spindle pole; cytosol
Source: RefSeq, a predicted model, not a curated record
UUUUUUUUUAUUUUUUUUUUUAGCAUUGGUAAGUAAUUAUAAACAAGACCGCCGAUUAGCUAAAACAGCCAAGAGCAGCGGCACGCUAUAAAACUGAAAGUGCAACACCACUGAAAAAAACAAAAAACAAAAAACAAUCCUCACAAGAACUUUUGUUUCACUAUGACUGGUUCAAGGCUCUGGUCUCAACGAGUCCCACCGGCCGUGAGAGCUGGAAAAAUCCUCAGAGUGAGAGCUCCCUGCUCUGGCCGGCUCUCUGCGGUGUAACCGGAUCAGGGCAGAGCAGAGGGACGUACACGAGCCUUGUUUGCCUCCAAACGAGCCAAUGAGACCGGCUUUACAUUAGACUGACAGUGAGGCUCAGCGAGCCCGGAGACGCCAUCCCACUUUGACGCCCGUCGAACAGCCAAUACGGAUCCACGAGGGACAGGAACGGAGGGAAAAAAACGAAAUACGAACUUGUCUUCCUGUAGGUGAAAACGUUACCUGGCCGUCACCUGCGGUACGUUAGAGCCUGCUGGAGGGAAAGUGGGAUCAACAUCCACAAAGAUGGCUCUGUCGCAGAUCCUGGACGACUCGCCUCUGAGGCUGGGUCCCAAACACACCGGGGUCGACGACCUGAACCUGCAGGAGCUGUACAACGAGAGACACCGCCUGGCUCUGGAGGAGCUGCUGUCCGGGGGGCUCGACAACUUUGUGGACUUUCUCAGGAGGGAGAGGAUCCCCAACUUUCUGUCGGACGAUGAGAUCCAGGGGAUCAGGAGCGCCGCCGUGCCCCCGCGGUGUGUGUCCCUCCACGGGGAGGACUUGACUCUGGAGCAGUCGGUCAGCAGCUCUAUGGACUGCUCCUCCGUCACCUAUUUCCCCGAGGUGUCGGACGUGGAGCCGCCGCUGCUGGAGAUGGGCUGGCCCGCCUUCACCGCCGGCUCCUACCGGGGAGUCACACGGGCCGUGGCGCACUUCCAGCCCAGCUACGGGGAGUGCAUCUACAGCUGCAAGGAGGCUGCGAGGCGUAUGAUUAAAAGUGCCAGAGAGGUGAUUGCCAUAGUUACAGACUCCCUGACAGACCUGGAUAUCUUUAAGGAUCUGCAGGAGGCAUGCUCCAACCGUAAAGUCCCUGUCUACAUCCUGCUGGACCAGUCAUGUGCUCCUGCUUUCCUCAAGAUGUGCAGAAAUGUCGGCGUUCGCCUGGAUGACCUUCGGCAAAUGCGAGUGCGAACCAUAACAGGUACAACUUAUUACAUGAGAUCAGGAGCGAGGAUUACUGGGGAGGUUCAUGAGAGGUUCAUGCUGAUUGAUGGGAACAGAGUGGCUACAGGUUCCUACAGGUUCAACUGGACUGAUGGUAAACUAAACAGCAGCAACCUGAUCGAGCUCUCUGGUCAGAUAACAGAGAAAUUUGAUGAGGAGUUCCGCAUCCUCUACGCCCAGUCUCUACCGAUAAACACCCGAGGGACUCAGAGUGUGCGGAACAGUGGCAUAUAUGAUCCUCUACUCCUCAAACAUUUGGUCACCUCCUCCCCUCAUCCUGCCAGAGAGCGGCCUGCAGAGCCAUUGGGUCUAACCAGCACCCCCACCCGCAAGCCCCAAACUGUGCCUGUCCAGCCCCCAUGUGAACCCUCCACUCCAGUUCGAAAUAAAACCAUUCCAGUGUCCCAGUCCUCCACUGUAGAUGAGAACUGGACGGAGCAGGUGGAGAUCCUGGCUGGUAGCACCACUCGCCUUUUCCCUGCAGAUCUGCUUGCAGAAGAAGCGCCCACGACCCCUCGCAUAAUUCCCUGCCACGCCUCCACUCAGACCAGCCGCUCGGUGACAGACGGCAACACCCAGACUGACCUCCAGCUCACGCAACACCCCGAACUCACCACGCCAGCAAGCCCAGGACCAAAAGGAGCCACCUCUCCUCGGCCUUCCCGGCACAUCUCGCCCACCCAGGCAGCUCCAGACGGCGCCUUAAAGGACUGCUUCCACAAGCUGACCAAAGAGCGCCAGUAUCACUACUCAGCCAUCCGCUCCAAGCUCGAGCACAUGGUGAGCGCCCUGUCCCAGAGGCGAGAGCUAGCAGACAUCACCAACAUGACUCAGGGGCCUGGCGCUCCCAGCAGGCAGAGGGUACACAAAGACUGUGGGCAGGAACCGAACCCCAGACUGCUUGUUGAAAGUGCGGCCAUGGGCACAUGGCCAAGAGCCAGAUGUGCGCACUAGAGUGUCUUCAGGGAUUUAAGCAAUGAAGGGUGGUGGUGGUGGUGGUGGUGGUGGUGGUGGUGGGGGGGUUCUUGCAGAUCCUCUGUUUCAAAUAAAUGUUUUCGGCUUGUAGGGUAGAACCAACCUUUCUUCUAUUUGUCGUCUUUCCUGCAGGGAACCAAAGACACGGUGCAAUAAUCAUCUUUUGACCAUGUCAGUUUAAUGAAUAUUAUCGGCUGAGGUGGUUAACACUGGAUGACAUCUGCUGUAGAAUGAAUGAAAGUACAUUGAGGUGCUGUUUUGGUUGUUUAGUCACAUUUGGUUUAACCGCAAUUGAACAACACCUCGGAGAGCAGUUGGCUCUUACUGCGCCCUGCUAAUAAACAAAGUAGUAGCUGUUGUUACA